GACGCAUGUUGGAAGUUUUUGGAUAAAUUACCCGACGGAACUCAAAAUUUUUGAAUUAUUAUUAAAACUUGGUUAGAGAAGAACUUGUACCGGUAUUUGCAAUUUGCACUUUUUUGACUGCAGUAGUUGAUUUGUAUCAAAUCAGAAAACACAAAGAGUCACGCGACUAAAAGGUGACAGGCAAUAUGAUUGUUUUGUUUUCUCUCCCACUCGCUGAAGUGGACUUUGACCAAAGUAUAUUGUACAGUACAAUCAUACUGGCGAUAUUGCUAACGGGAAAAAAACGAACCGGAAAAUUUCUGGCUACGUUAUGGGAAAUGGCGGGAUGGCAAGCUUGGUCCAGAAUUACUACCAUUAACAGACGACAGCUCAUGUUUCAGGGGCUUGGUUGGGGGAUACCUUUGACUCAGAUUAAAAAGCUCCUUUCGGUUCGCAAUGUGGUGCGCAAAAGAUCCAGCAUUCGAAAGAAACGAGGACAUAAACAUGUAAACCGAACGAUUGAAAUGUACCGCAUAAUGCCACUAAAGGCAAUUUCCAGGGCAUGGGGGAAAUUCAACCAAUUAGAAUUGCCAGUGGUGUUGAGGCGCCCCCUGCUGGGACUCUACGUCUGGAUGUUCGACUGUAAGGUGGACGAAGCCAUGGAAACAGAACUACAGAACUACAAAAACCUGGGAGAAUUCUUCCGUCGUGUCCUGAAACCAGACAUUCGACUGAUCUCACAAAAGGAGGAACUGACAAACCCUGCAGACGGCAAGAUCCUUCAUUUUGGUGAAGUGACAGACGGUAUCUUGGAGCAGGUUAAAGGCAUCAAUUACUCGGUUAAGCAUUUCCUGGGUCCCCAAACAUGGAAUUCAAACUCUAAGAAGUCCAAGCGUUUCGCCAAACAGACAGAUGAGGAGUACUUUCGUGGACUAAAGGUUAAACCCGGCAACAAACUGUAUCACUGUGUUGUGUACCUUGCCCCCGGGGACUACCAUCGAUUUCAUUCUGCCGCCAAAUGGACUAUUAACUACAGACGCCAUUUUCCAGGUGAACUGUUGAGCGUGAGUCCAGGAAUAGCGCGCUGGAUCCACGGACUCUUUGUUCUGAACGAACGCGUGGCGUACAUGGGCAACUGGGAACACGGCUUCUUCUCUUAUACAGCUGUAGGUGCCACUAACGUGGGCUCAAUCAAAAUCUACUGCGACCAGGAAGUGAUGACAAACGUGAAACACCACCCUGACACCCGCUAUACCCCUGGUGUGUACUUCGAUAAGGACUUCCGAGAAAACCCCAUUCACGUGGAGAAGGGUGAAAUGUUUGGCGAAUUCAAUCUCGGGUCUACCGUUGUACUGAUAUUUGAGGCCCCCGAGAACUUUAAAUUCAACGUCAACAACGACCAGAAGGUUCGGAUGGGAGAACCAAUGGGAACGUGCAAAACAUCAUAGCAGACCGGAAAUGAACAGCGUUAACUGUGAUACAUCCCACUUUUACUUUCAAAUUGACAAAGAGUAAAAAUGAUUUUUGUAUAGUUUUCAUGUUGAAAACUUGUUGCAAGCGAGAAAUAAAUGUGAAGAGUGUGAA
Messenger RNA from Magallana angulata, 1563 nucleotides. Its product is annotated as phosphatidylserine decarboxylase proenzyme, mitochondrial-like. The transcript has 5 exons. The record is from RefSeq and is a predicted model, not a curated record. Lineage: Eukaryota; Metazoa; Mollusca; Bivalvia; Ostreida; Ostreidae. Bases 186 to 1427 code for a protein of 413 amino acids. Gene Ontology annotation, cellular component: mitochondrion. Gene Ontology annotation, biological process: phosphatidylethanolamine biosynthetic process. Gene Ontology annotation, molecular function: phosphatidylserine decarboxylase activity.